Racocetra persica is the source of this 177-nucleotide messenger RNA. Lineage: Eukaryota; Fungi; Glomeromycota; Glomeromycetes; Diversisporales; Gigasporaceae. The record is from the annotation of a GenBank genome assembly.
AAAAUUUAUAUAAAAAUGCUUUUGAUACAUCACAAAAUAGUGAAACUGUUGAGAAACAAAAUAAGGAAAUAAGGUUUCAAAAUAAAUCAGUAAAUAAAAGUAGAAGUCCAAAAUUUGAUAUUUGGAAUUAUUUUAUCCAUAGAACAUCUGAUGGUAAAGGCUAUUAUGGUGCAAAUU